CCCCGCCAGGGGACCCCUAAGACGUCUACUAUAUCACGGUGUAAAGGGUAACAAAGACGAUGGCGAGGCAAAGCAGUCGAGUGAGCAGAUGACAUGUGGGAUUGUGGAACUGAUUUUCAGAUCCGUAUAAUGGCAAGCCGCGAUCCGAAAGUGUGGUAUGAUGGACGACAGAAAACCGCCAGAUGGGUUAGUCGCGCAGGACCAGGGCCCCGGAUGGAAGCAACAGGUACGACAAGACUCCAAGGGAGGCAAAAGUGCCCGCAGAUUGACUUCAAACACUUUGAGGUAAACUUUGGAAUAGGAAGCUCCGUCACGCGAUGUACCGCAUGGACUAGUAUCCUGCGCCAGGCGUUUUGUUUCUCCCAAUUGGGCUCAAAGUUUCUGCACCGACGUCUAGCAUGGCAUCGCAUCAGCCAUAAUGGGACUCGAUUGGAUAUUGCAGACACCACUCUUGGUAGAGACGUUGCAUGUUAUGAAAGAGUUUUCUCCCUCAUAUCUGGUCUCGGGGCUGGCCCUGCCAAAAGGCCAUCACGGUUCAUGCGGAAUCAAAGCAACAUCGAUGAGUCCAGGACUGACACAAUCGACGAUGCUUUGGGUUGCAGAUGCUGAUCAUCUCGUCAACAGUGGCUAUCGCCAUCGCCCUCAUUCCUGGUCGGUAGUGGGGAGCUGAGGCAGCUGAGGCGAUGAAGGCUGAAAAAUGUGUUACACUUGAGAUGUCAGGCCUCCAAGCUGGUUUUUAUUUUCCGAUACGAAACAACACAUUCACCACCGAGAUAAAAAGAGGCAGAGUCGCGAUGCAGCUGGAGACGGUGGGCAGUGGG
Molecule: messenger RNA, 821 nt
Organism: Colletotrichum phormii
Lineage: Eukaryota; Fungi; Ascomycota; Sordariomycetes; Glomerellales; Glomerellaceae
Exons: 1
Coding region: 94-609 (171 amino acids)
Source: RefSeq, a predicted model, not a curated record